Molecule: messenger RNA, 632 nt
Organism: Lycium barbarum (goji berry)
Lineage: Eukaryota; Viridiplantae; Streptophyta; Magnoliopsida; Solanales; Solanaceae
Product: sm-like protein LSM7
Exons: 6
Coding region: 124-420 (98 amino acids)
Biological process (GO): nuclear-transcribed mRNA catabolic process; mRNA splicing, via spliceosome
Cellular component (GO): U12-type spliceosomal complex; spliceosomal tri-snRNP complex; U6 snRNP
Molecular function (GO): RNA binding
Source: RefSeq, a predicted model, not a curated record
UAGGUUAUAUUUAUUCAUUGCUCGUUAACAAACGUUUGUCCUAAGUGUUCUACUCUUUUUUGGAUAUAUCCAGCUUGUAGAAGCACAAUUUUUCCAUUAGUUGGAUAAAGAAUAUACAGAAGGAUGUCUGGCAGAAAAGAAACAGUUUUAGAUUUGGCAAAAUUUGUUGACAAGGGUGUGCAGGUCAAGCUUACUGGUGGAAGACAAGUGGUAGGAACACUUAAAGGCUAUGAUCAGCUGCUUAAUCUUGUCUUGGAUGAAGCCGUGGAGCAUCUUAGAGAUGCCGAUGAUCCCCUGAAGACUACCGACCAGAAACGAAGUCUUGGCUUAAUAGUCUGUAGGGGUACUGCAGUAAUGCUUGUGGCUCCAACUGAUGGUACAGAUGAGAUAUCCAAUCCUUUUCAGCCAGACGGGGCAUAGACAGAUCAACCUUGUUAUUUUGAAUUUAGCUGAACUGUAAUUCUGUAAACAGUCUGGACCUUUGCCUUUUGUUUGUGUUUUAAUAGAAACUGCUUCUAGUGGGAAUUGUCGAUGCAUUUCCUUCUUGAGGUGAAGUCAUUUUAGUUCCCUAUUCACCUGUGACAAUGUUGGAUUUAUAUCAAACAUUAACUUUUGGCUUGGCUAUUUCUCAA